AUGGCCCGCCAGACUAGACGAAACGCAAAGGCGCGCGAAGCUGCCUCGUCCUCCGACGACGACGCGACAUCCCAGACCGUCAUGAACGGCAAGGGCAACGGCUCAGCGCAUCACGCGUCGGAAGCCCCGGACUCGAUGGAGAAGGAGAAUAUCUUCCUCUUCUGGCCCAACCUGAUUGGCUACGCCCGCAUAGUCCUCGCCUUUGCGUCGCUCUACUACAUGCCCCUGCACCCGCGCACGUGCUCCUUCUUGUACAGCGUCUCCUGCCUUCUCGAUGCCCUCGACGGCUUUGCCGCGCGCUACUUCGAGCAGUCCACGCGCUUCGGCGCCGUCCUCGACAUGGUGACCGACCGCUGCACCACCUCCUGCCUCCUCGUCUUCCUGUCCUCGGCAUUCCCGCGCUGGGCCAUUGUCUUCCAGGGCCUGAUCGCGCUCGACUUCUCCUCGCACUACAUGCACAUGUACGCCACGCUCGUCGUGGGCGGCGUCGACUCGAGCCACAAGAACAUUGACAAGAGCCAGAGCUGGCUGCUGAAUCUGUACUACACCAACAAGGGUGUGCUGUUCACCUUUUGCGCGCUCAACGAGCUGUUCUUCAUUGCGCUGUACCUCCUGUCCUUCUCCUCGCCCUGGGUCUCGCCCCACUUGAUCAAGAGUGUCGAGGAGACGAGUGGCGCGCACAUUGAUCCCGGCUCCCAGCUCAACAGCUCCAUCUUGAGCCAGUUCUUCCCCGAUCCGUUCAGCGCAGCGGCCCUCGAGAUGGCGCGCGCCAACAAGAUGGAUUCUUUCGUGCCGUGGGUUCUGGUGGUGAUCAGCUUCCCCAUCAUGUUCCUCAAGCAAGUCAUCAAUGGCAUCCAGCUGGUCAAGGCUAGCCGGUGGCUGGCUGACGUGGACGUCAAGAACCGCAAGGCCAAGGGCUUGCCCAGGGCCAAGAAGACGGCGUAA
Emericellopsis atlantica is the source of this 945-nucleotide messenger RNA. RefSeq names its product CDP-alcohol phosphatidyltransferase-domain-containing protein. Gene Ontology annotation, cellular component: membrane; Golgi apparatus. The record is from RefSeq and is a predicted model, not a curated record. The transcript has 2 exons. Gene Ontology annotation, molecular function: CDP-diacylglycerol-inositol 3-phosphatidyltransferase activity. Gene Ontology annotation, biological process: phosphatidylinositol biosynthetic process. Lineage: Eukaryota; Fungi; Ascomycota; Sordariomycetes; Hypocreales; Bionectriaceae. The coding region runs from base 1 to 945 and encodes 314 amino acids.